Molecule: messenger RNA, 3642 nt
Organism: Orbilia oligospora ATCC 24927
Lineage: Eukaryota; Fungi; Ascomycota; Orbiliomycetes; Orbiliales; Orbiliaceae
Exons: 13
Coding region: 1-3642 (1213 amino acids)
Biological process (GO): double-strand break repair via homologous recombination
Cellular component (GO): Smc5-Smc6 complex
Molecular function (GO): ATP binding; ATP hydrolysis activity
Source: RefSeq, a predicted model, not a curated record
AUGCCGUCCGUCGUAUCAUCUCAACAUUCGCGUCAGGACAACCAGGAUAGUGACAACUCUAACACAGAGACCCCUGAUACUCCUUCAGCUCCCAGAGUUUCGCUAGGAAGGAAUUCAAAAUUAACGAUAGCUUCAAAGCGCCCUCUAGCCGGGGAAGAACAGAACGGGACAAUUAAGGAACAUACUGCAACAACAAGUAGAAGUAAAAGACGAAAGCUUACACCCGACUCCGAUACAAACGAUAGCCCUGGCGACAAUAAUGAUGAAGGAAGCAACCCAGCUACACCAGGCGAAGAUGGGAGUGCUCGAAAUGAAGGAGGAGAAGAGGAUGAUGAUGAUGGUGACGAAUAUGCCUCUCGCAACAAAGAAGUUAUCAUUCCUGUUGCUGAGGACUAUGAUUCCGAUGACUCGGAAAUAGGCAUGGCAGAUUCCUUAGAUAAGAUGAGGAAAAAUUUCGAAGAAAUCCCACAUGCCCGUGGUGCCAUUGUUAGGGUCUAUAUGGAAAAUUUCGUUACUUAUAACAAAGUUACAUUCGAGCCUGGUCCAAGUUUAAAUAUGGUGAUCGGCCCAAACGGAACCGGCAAGAGCACUCUGGUCUGUGCCAUUUGUUUAGGGUUAGGAUUCGGCCCAGAGCAUCUUGGCAGAGCGAAGGAUAUCGCGGAGUUUGUCAAGAACGGGAACGACAAAGCCAUCAUUGAAAUUGAGCUCAAGGGCUCACCUACCGAUGAAGUCAACCCGACUGUUAGAAGAAUGAUUACGAGAGAUGGCUCAACACGGUAUUGGAUCGAUGGCAAAGAGCAACCCCACAGAGCAGUCAAGCAGCUAAUGAAGCUCUUAAACAUCCAGAUUGACAAUCUUUGUCAGUUCCUUCCGCAGGAUCGAGUCGUUGAGUUUGCGGCUCUGGGCCCUGUGCCUCUCCUAAGAGCAACCCAACGGGCUGCUGCACCACCUGAAGUUUUAGAGGACCACGAUGAGCUGAAGCGGCUCCGUGCCUCGGAGGUUGGCCUAGAAAUAGGGCUUGAUCACGACCGUCAAUCCAUAAAUACGAUGGAGGCGCGACAAAAGAACUUAGAGAGGGAUGUUGCUAGACUCCGUGAGCGUCAAACCCUUCAAGAGCAUAUCAAGCUAUUGGAGAAAUCGAUCCCGUUUGUAGAAUUCCAGGAUAUCAAGAAACAUCGAGCCGAUGUGAAACAACAGUACAACGCCUGCCUUGCGCAACUGGAGGGAAUCCGCAAGGAACAAGAGCCCCAGACAAAACAGAUAGAGCAAGUCGAGAACCAACUAAAAGGGAUAAAAGCUUGGUUGGAGGAUGAAAAGAGGGAUCUCACAUCUUUAGAAAACGAACUGAGACAUGAUAGAGAAAGGGUGUCCGGUUUAAAGGAGGAGGAGGCAAAAGCCGAAUUUGAUCUCGAUAUUCUUAUCAAUUCUGAGAAAGAGAGGAAGGCGAAAAUCGAAAAAUCCAAAGAGCAGAUCGCACGGCAUGAGAGGGCACUCGCAGAUGACCCGGGCAAGUUGGAUGUAUCAGAAUUGAAUGGUAAAAUUAAUGAGAUUAAUGGAGAACUGCGUGCAAGUCGGAGCGAGUUGAGUGCAGGACGUAACUCAUUGGAACCCCUUCAGACUAGACGCGAGGAACGACGGAGCGAGAUAGGGCAAAUAGAUCAAUGGAUACUUCGAAUGAAUAAUAUCGCAGAGCAAAGAAUGGAGGCACUGCGGAAGGUUUCACCUGAGUCAUUCACAGUUUUUACAUGGUUGCAAGGCAAUAAAAACAAGUUCAAAGGGCCUGUAUAUGGGCCACCCGUCGUCGAAUGCACCGUCAAAGACCCUAGAUAUCAAGCCGAAAUUGAAUCCCUUUUUAGUCCAGGCGACAAGUUUGCAUUUACAUGCACCAGCAGGGCAGAUUUCGACGUCCUAAUAGAGGCGGUGUACGGAGACAAUCGGAAUAACAAAGGGCUCGGGCUUUCUGAAGUUACUAUCAAGUAUAUAGAAAAAGGACUUGAAGAGUUCCCACGAAUAGCUUCCAAAGAUGAGCUUUCAACUUGGGGGUUUGACGGACUCGCUCUGGACUUCAUCAGUGGCCCUUCAGAAGUACUUAGCAUGCUCUGUAAUAGUAUCGGACUCCAUCGAGUGGGAAUUUCCAAGUCCAAGCUCUCUCCCUCUCAGCAGCAAUCAGUGAAAACAGGGGAAAAAAUGAUGAAAUGGAUUGCGGGCGGUGUCUCUACGUCGAUACGGCGAAGGCCGGAUUACCCAGCCGCAGAGACAGAGAUUAACUCCCAUAUAGGGCAGCCGAAAUUUUUCAAAACGGUCGAGGUUGAGAGACAUCUUAUUGAGGAGAAGAGGCAACGGCAAAACCAGCUGGAAGUUGAGAUUGAAGAAAUAGGCCGCGAAAUCGAUCUUCGGAAGGCGAGUUUCCAGAAGCUGGAGGAGCGGGAAUCAUCAUUACACGCAGAAAAGAACGCCCUCAACCAACAAAAGGACAAUAUGCAGAAAUCAGUCCUCAAAUAUCAAAAAAUAAAAACCGUUCUUAGCAAUGAACUACAAACUCUUGAAUCUCUAGAAAAGUCCGGGAAGGGCUUCAAAAGCAAGGUUGCAAGACAAGAAACCCUUGCUUUGCAGAUAAACAUGGAUCGUGUCAUUGCAGCGGCCAAAUUUUCUGAACGUGUUCGUGAAUACGUGGCUCAGUAUAGGGCCGUGGCAUCUGCAGAACUUCACGCCAUAGAAUUAUCCUCGAAUCUACAACAUUACAACUCAUGGAACCAGAGUUUUAAGAAUCGCCUCGAGAGCAAGAAGGAAGAGUGCGAAGAACUUAGGAAGCUUGACCAAGAAAUAUCCAGUAAAUCUGCCGAGCUCCGUGCGCAAUGCCGCACCCUCAUAGCGAACUUUUCAGCCAAAGAAAAAGAGGAGAUCUCAGAAAACCACUCGAGAAAAACUGUGGAUGAACUCAAGGCCGAAAUCCAACAAGAGGAAGUUCGCCUAGAGGGGAUCCAUGAAGGAAACCCCCAUGCAAUUAGGCAGUACGAAGCUCGUGAGAAGGAAAUCAACGAGCUACGUAGUUUAAUGGAUGCCAAGAAAGCGAAUCUGGACAAGCACCAGCUAAAAAUAAAAAGGGUACGGAAUCGCUGGGAACCUCGCAUCGACCAGCUUGUAGAGAACAUUAGCGAGGCUUUCUCUCGCAGUUUUGAAUUCAUUGGUUGUGCGGGGUCCGUCAGGAUCAGAAAGGAAGGGAAAGAUGGUUGUGAUUUUGAAAACUGGGCGAUCGAGAUUCUAGUCAAGUUUCGCGAAUCAGAAACAAUGCAAGUCUUGACUGCUCAGAGGCAGUCCGGAGGUGAAAGAGCAGUAUCGACUGUCUUCUACCUUAUGGCUUUACAGUCGCUAGCUCGGGCACCCUUCCGAGUCGUGGACGAAAUCAAUCAAGGAAUGGAUCCGCGAAACGAGCGACUUAUCCACAAGCGGAUGGUAAAGAUUGCCUGCAAGAAACAUACAUCCCAGUAUUUCCUGAUAACACCUAAACUCUUAGUCGACCUUGACUAUCAUGAGCGAAUGAAAGUUCAUUGCAUCAACAGUGGGGAUUGGGUGGCCGACAACCACGUCCAGGAUUUUAAGAAAUAUAUUGAAGCUGCGCGACAACAGGCAGCGGGAGCAUAA